Notechis scutatus (mainland tiger snake) is the source of this 1541-nucleotide messenger RNA. NCBI's taxonomy places the organism in Eukaryota, Metazoa, Chordata, Lepidosauria, Squamata, Elapidae. The record is from RefSeq and is a predicted model, not a curated record.
GAUAUGGCUGAGCAGGAUGUGGAGAAUGAGUUGCUGGAUUAUGAAGACGAUGAAGAGCCUCAGGGAGUGACAGAUGCAACUCUUCCUCUUGCUAAAAAGGAUGUGAAGGGGUCUUAUGUCUCCAUUCAUAGUUCUGGCUUCCGAGAUUUCCUGAUGAAGCCAGAAUUACUUCGUGCCAUUGUGGAUUGUGGCUUUGAACAUCCAUCAGAAGUACAACAUGAAUGCAUUCCUCAGGCAAUUCUAGGCAUGGAUGUACUAUGUCAAGCCAAAUCGGGCAUGGGCAAAACUGCUGUUUUUGUAUUGGCUACUCUGCAGCAGAUUGAGCCACUGGAUGGGCAGGUCUCAGUGCUAGUGAUGUGUCAUACCCGGGAACUGGCAUUCCAGAUCAGUAAAGAAUAUGAACGCUUCUCAAAGUAUAUGACCAAUGUCAAGGUGUCAGUUUUCUUUGGGGGGCUUUCUAUCAAGAAAGAUGAAGAGGUACUUAGGAAAAACUGUCCGCAUAUUGUUGUGGGAACCCCAGGGCGUACUCUAGCAUUGGUACGCAACAAGGCACUCAACCUGCGCAAUGUGAAGCAUUUUGUGUUGGAUGAGUGUGACAAGAUGCUUGAGCAGCUAGACAUGCGCCGUGAUGUACAGGAAAUCUUUCGAUUGACUCCCCCUGAAAAGCAGUGCAUGAUGUUUAGUGCCACCUUGAGUAAGGAGAUCCGGCCUGUCUGCAGGAAGUUCAUGCAGGAUCCCAUGGAGGUAUUUGUAGAUGAUGAAACAAAGCUGACUCUACAUGGUCUGCAGCAAUACUAUGUAAAGCUGAAGGACACAGAGAAAAAUCGCAAACUUUUUGAUUUGCUGGAUGUACUGGAGUUCAAUCAGGUUGUGAUAUUUGUAAAGUCUGUGCAGCGCUGCAUGGCAUUAGCCCAACUUCUGGUUGAACAGAACUUCCCAGCUAUUGCUAUACACAGAGGCAUGUCUCAGGAAGAGAGGCUCUCUCGGUAUCAACAGUUCAAAGACUUCCAGCGUCGUAUCUUGGUGGCCACUAAUCUGUUUGGCCGUGGGAUGGACAUAGAGCGAGUCAACAUAGUUUUCAACUAUGAUAUGCCUGAGGAUUCUGACACCUAUUUACACAGGGUGGCCCGGGCUGGGCGUUUUGGUACGAAAGGCUUGGCGAUUACCUUUGUGUCAGAUGAAGUUGAUGCCAAAAUCCUCAAUGAAGUACAGGAUCGCUUUGAGGUCAAUGUGGCUGAACUCCCGGAAGAGAUAGACAUCUCCUCUUAUAUAGAACAAAGCCGGUAGCCUGAGUUCACGGAGCCACUUCUCUGAGCCCACAGUGGAACAAGAGGUUGAGUACAUCCCACAUUGUCUGCUGAACUCAGAGGGAUAUCUUCUUGAAAAGAUACACUAUGCAAUAUGUAGGGAUGUUGGUUCUUUACAAGAUGUGCCCAGAUGGUAUUUUUGCCUCAGCUCAACCCUGGGGGCUUUUUUUAAUUAGAUGUUUCUAUUUUCUGAAUAGUCAGCCCCUGGGGCUAUGUUUCAUAAAUAAAAAUUUA